Messenger RNA from Panicum hallii, 1805 nucleotides. Its product is annotated as 3-isopropylmalate dehydratase large subunit, chloroplastic. Gene Ontology annotation, molecular function: 4 iron, 4 sulfur cluster binding; 3-isopropylmalate dehydratase activity. The transcript is spliced from 13 exons. The record is from RefSeq and is a predicted model, not a curated record. Gene Ontology annotation, biological process: amino acid biosynthetic process. Bases 1 to 1605 code for a protein of 534 amino acids. NCBI's taxonomy places the organism in Eukaryota, Viridiplantae, Streptophyta, Magnoliopsida, Poales, Poaceae.
AUGGCCUCCUCCGUCUCCGCCGCCGCCAAGGCCUCCGCCGCCUUCGCCCACAAGGUCCGUCCCCUCCUCCCCCUUCCGCCCCCUCCCACCUCGCGUCCCGUCACUGAUCGGCUUCCUCCCCUGUCGCAGAAGGAGCUCGCCGCGGCGGCGCCGGCGCCGACGCAGCACCGCGCGGGCUCGGGCCGCCGGAGCAAGCCAUGCCGCGUGCGCGCCGUCGCCUCGCCCGCGCGCGCGCCCCGCGCCCCGUCGUCCACCGGCUCGGUGAAGACCGCGAUGACGAUGACGGAGAAGAUCCUGGCGCGGGCGUCGGAGCGCGCGGGACUGGAGCCCGGGGAGAACGUGUGGGUGGACGUCGACGUGCUCAUGACGCACGACGUCUGCGGCCCCGGCACCAUCGGCAUCUUCAAGAAGGAGUUCGGGGGGGACGCCAAGGUCUGGGACCGCGAGAAGGUCGUCAUCAUCCCGGAUCACUACAUCUUCACCAGCGACGAGCGGGCUAACCGCAAUGUCGAUAUCCUCAGGGACUUCUGUAUGGAGCAGAACAUCAAGUACUUCUAUGACAUCAAGGACCUCAGCAAUUUCAAGGCUAAUCCAGACUACAAAGGUGUCUGCCACGUUGCACUUGCUCAAGAAGGCCACUGCCGACCAGGCGAGGUUCUCCUUGGUACUGAUUCUCAUACAUGCAAUGCUGGAGCCUUUGGUCAAUUUGCAACUGGAAUUGGAAACACUGAUGCAGGUUUUGUGUUGGGCACUGGAAAGGCUCUUCUCAAGGUGCCACCAACUAUAAGAUUUGUGCUAGAUGGAGAAAUGCCACCUUAUUUACUCGCAAAGGAUCUGAUUUUGCAAAUUAUUGGUGAGAUUUCUGUAUCUGGUGCAACCUAUAAAUCCAUGGAGUUUGUUGGAUCAACUGUGGAGAGUCUAAGUAUGGAAGAGCGAAUGACAUUGUGCAACAUGGUUAUUGAAGCUGGUGGAAAGAAUGGUGUUGUGCCUGCUGAUGAGACUACAUUUAAAUACCUUGAGGGCAAGACAUCAGUUGAUUAUGAACCUGUCUACAGUGAUGCUCAGGCCAGAUUUUUUAGUGACUAUCGGUUCGAUGUAUCCAAACUGGAACCAGUAGUUGCCAAGCCACAUUCACCUGACAACCGUGCUCUAGCAAGAGAAUGCAAAGAUGUCAAGAUUGAUCGAGUCUAUAUUGGUUCUUGCACUGGUGGUAAGACGGAGGACUUCCUUGCUGCUGCAAAGGUGUUCCUAGCUUCAGGCAAGAAGGUUAAAGUUCCCACAUUCCUUGUCCCUGCGACACAAAAGGUGUGGAUGGACUUGUAUAGCCUCCCUGUACCAGGAUCUGGUGGCAAAACUUGCUCCCAGAUAUUUGAGGAGGCUGGAUGCGACACACCAGCUAGCCCUAGUUGCGGUGCUUGCUUAGGUGGCCCUCGUGAUACAUAUGCACGCAUGAAUGAACCGAUGGUCUGUGUGUCCACGACGAACAGGAACUUCCCAGGCAGGAUGGGACACAAGGAGGGGCAGAUCUACCUGGCAUCCCCCUACACGGCGGCCGCCUCGGCCCUGACUGGGUAUGUCACAGACCCCAGGGACUUCCUCAUGUAACGACCUUGAAACGGCAGAGUUCAUGAUGUAACAGAAUGCCUGUAUUACUGUUUUUUUCGUGUUGAACCUUAGUUUAGACGUGUCUCUGGAUGACAAAUAAGCAGUUUUACCUUGCUGGCGACUGCAAAUCGAGAGGUUGGCAUGUAUGGUUUUGCAUUAUUAAAAGUUUACUGUCAAAAAUAAGCAUGAUUGUUACACAA